AGUUUUAGAAUAAAGAAGUUAAUACAAUGAGCUGUAUGGGCACUUGAGCACGUGAUUACAUUAAAUUCCAAUGAUAAUUAUCAAAUCAUCGUACUCUGAAAUUAGAUAUUGAAGGAAUUCAAGUCUCAUUUUCUUAUGCAUAUUGUAUGGAGUACUAACUUCGUCCUCUUUAACAUGAGCAGUUGCAUGUUACUAUCCUUUUUUUUCUUUUUUUUUUGGACCAAGACUUAUCCAAUCACUUGUUACCGGUAAGCCGGGUAGUUUUCUUAGAAUUAAAACGGAAGUUGAGCAGAAAACUAAACAACGGAUCGGAGAGACUAUAAAAAUAAUUGAAUUUGUUAUUCCACUUGUAAACCUCUGUUGUGUAUAUAAUUAAGUUGUGUCGCCGGUGGCUUGGAUCAGACCCGCCGAUCUCAAGUCUAUACAGUUGGUUUUUUUUUAUAAGGCCGGAUAUGGCGCACGCGCUAGUGGGAGGGGGACUCAAACCAACAGAAUUACGCUCAACAUAAUUUUAAUCAUUUGAAGUAGUCAAAUAAAACAUUAUUGGUGUCACGUCGUGAACCAAAGCCUCCCCACCUCCCUUGAACAAGUUCCUGUAACUAACCAAGAACAAGUAACAACCGUCUGAGCUGUACUUACUGUCAUCUUUGUUUCGUGUGUAUGUGUUUUUUUUUUUAAUUUAAUUUAAUAAUUGUUUUCCUGACCAUGUUGCCAGCUCCCUCCUAGCUGCUUGUAGUCAUACCAUUCUUCCUCAGAAAACUGGGUGUUCUUUUUGUUUUCUAGAGGAAAGUCAACUGAUGCAAAAUCACAAAUCAAAAAACAAUUAUUUUUCAUCUUUUUUUUUUGUCAUUUUGUCAAAGAAUUUCUUACCAAUGAAGAAGAUUUUGUUAUUUUGUUGAAGCCUGUAAUUUAGUUUGAGUUUUCAUGUAUUUGACUCAUAUAAUCAUAUCAAGCAAGCAUGGAUUCCAAAAGGCAUAAGCAAGUAAGUUUUUAUGAAAAUGGAAAUCAGAGCUUCAAUAAUAGUUAUUCUUCAUGGGGAGUGUCAUCAGAAAAAUCAUCAAAUGCAGCCACACCAGCAUACAAACAGACAACUCCAUUAAUAAGCAGCCGUGUAGGGAUUAACAGAAUAGGGAGUGGCAUAAACAGAAUAGGGGAAGCUUUCAAGUUACCUACCUUCAGAGUAUUCACAAGAAAUGGAGUUGAUGGACCUUGGAAACAAGAUGAACCAUGGUGGAAUAGGACCUUGGAUCCAUCAAGUGAGGUGGUCUUAUUAUGGAACCGUAUUUUCUUGGUGGCGUGUCUUGUGGCACUCUUUGUUGAUCCAUUGUUCUUUUACCUUCCUGAAGUUGAUACCCCAAACAAUUCCUUCUGUAUGUCAAGGAAUGUGCCUUUGGGUGCUGUUGUCACCUUUUUUCGUACACUUGCUGAUUUUUUAUACAUGUUACAUGUCUUUGUGAGGUUCCGUACAGCUUUUGUAGCACCUAGCUCUCGCGUCUUUGGAAGAGGUGAACUUGUAUUAGAUAGGAAGGAGAUUGCAAGAAGGUAUAUCAGAUCAGGUUUCUUCAUUGAUCUCAUUGCAGCAUUACCUCUUCCCCAGAUUGUGAUAUGGUUUAUAAUUCCAGCAAUUAAGCUGUCUAAAUCAAGAAGCACCUAUAAUGCACUCCAAUUGAUUGUUUUCUUCCAAUAUAUUCCACGGUUUUAUCUGAUAUUCCCGCUGAGUGCUGAGAUUAUAAAGUCUGCUGGUGUUGUCACGAAAACAGCCUGGGCAGGAGCUGCUUAUAAUCUCAUGUUCUACAUGUUGGCUAGUCAUAUUUUAGGGGCGGCUUGGUAUCUAGUAUCUGUAGAAAGGUACUCAGCAUGUUGGAAGACAGCCUGUAGACAUGAAAAAGCCCCUGUGGAUUGCCUUCUCAAAUACUUGGAUUGCAGUACUAAAGAUGAUGGUGAUCGUAUCAUUUGGGCUAAUAGCACCCAAGUGUUCUCUACGUGUGAUCCUAAUAACCCGAAUAGUACUUUUGAGUAUGGGAUAUUUGUAAAUGCAAUACUGAAAGAUAUUGUCUCAGACAAUUUCAUGGACAAGUACUUCUAUUGUUUGUGGUGGGGAUUACAACAGUUGAGUUCAUAUGGACAGAAUUUGGAAUCAAGCACAUACGCCUGGGAAACCUUAAUCUGCAUUUUCAUUGCCAUAAUCGGUCUGGUUCUGUUUUCCCUCUUAAUCGGUAACAUGCAGACCUAUCUGCAAUCUAUCACUUCGAGGCUGGAGGAAUGGAGGCUUAGGAGGCGGGACACUGAGGAGUGGAUGAAACAUCGCCAGCUCCCUCCUCACCUACGAGUAAGAGUGAGACGGUUUGUUCAGUACAAGUGGCUGGCAACCCGAGGUGUUAAUGAAGAAGCAAUUCUAACUUCCUUGCCUAUAGAUCUACGCCGUGAUAUCCAAAGCCAUCUGUGCUUGGAUCUUGUUCGCCGAGUCCCUUUUUUUGCUUCAAUGGAUAAUCAACUACUGGAUGCCAUAUGUGAGCGACUUAGAUCUUCGCUAAAUACUGCAGGCACUUUCAUUGUUCGCGAGGGUGAUCCUGUUACAGAAAUGCUCUUUAUAAUAAGAGGGAAACUAGACAGCUCAACCACAAAUGGAGGACGAUCAGGAUUUUUCAAUUCCAUCUUAUUAAGACCAGGAGACUUCUGUGGUGAAGAGCUUCUUGCAUGGGCCCUACUUCCAAAUGCUGCUAAUUUCCCGUCUUCCACAAGAACUGUUAAAGCAAUAGAGGAAGUAGAAGCUUUUUCAUUACAAGCAGAAGACCUCAAAUUCGUGGCAAAUCAGUUUAGGCGUCUUCACAGUAAAAAGCUACAACACACUUUCCGUUACUAUUCUCACCACUGGCGAACUUGGGGAGCCUGCUUUAUUCAAGCUGCUUGGAGACGGUUUAAGAAGAGAAAAAUGACUCAAAGCUUAAGUUCUAGAGAAUCAUUUUCGGGUUCUUUUACUCAGUCGAGUUCAUUUUCACAAUAUGAUAAUGUUGAGUUUGAAAGCCAAGAACGAGCCCCUGAUGACAAUAAUAAUGGUGAAACAGCAACUUCAUCUCAAGCUAUCCAACAGCUCGGAGUCACUCUUUUGGCAAAAAGAUUUGCAGGCAAUGCGCGAAAAGGUGCACAAAGAGGCAGGGAAAUUGAGUUGCCUAAGAUGAUUAAGCCUCAAGAUCCUGACUUCUUUUCUGACCCUUAAAUACUACUAAUUAAUAAUCAGAUUAAAUAUAGGUCAUGUUAUCCGAGUUGCUCCGUAGUCCCUGUUGUGCAAAAGCCAGAAUGCAUGUGUAGAUGAAAUUUACUUUUAUCCCUCCUUUUUUGGGUGAUAUGUUGUACAUUUGCAUUGAAAUGAUUGUGCAGAUAGUUAAUCAAAUUCGUGAUUUUGACAGAAAUUUCAGUGAA
This is a messenger RNA of Spinacia oleracea (spinach), 3420 nucleotides long. RefSeq names its product probable cyclic nucleotide-gated ion channel 14. Bases 959 to 3217 code for a protein of 752 amino acids. The transcript is spliced from 7 exons. Gene Ontology annotation, biological process: transmembrane transport; monoatomic ion transport. The record is from RefSeq and is a predicted model, not a curated record. Gene Ontology annotation, cellular component: membrane. Gene Ontology annotation, molecular function: monoatomic ion channel activity. Lineage: Eukaryota; Viridiplantae; Streptophyta; Magnoliopsida; Caryophyllales; Amaranthaceae.